CGGGGGCAGCGGCGGCGGGGGCGGCGGGCCCAAGCUGCAUAGCUGGUCCCUGGAAAUGGGAUGCCUGUCCCAUGCGGGGAGCAUAAAAGGUGGCCCUCCUCCUCCUCCUCUUCCUCCUCCCUUUGGCUGCUGCUGCUGCUGCUGCUGCUGCUGCCCUCAGUGAAGCCAAGAGGCGGGGAACCAUGUCUGCCCUUACAUCAGCCAUCCAGGCCCCCCAGGGGCCAGUCAAUCCUCCUCCUCCAGAGGUCACCAACCCUACCAAGCCUGGGAGGAAGACCAACCAACUGCAGUACAUGCAAAAUGUGGUGGUGAAGACCCUGUGGAAGCACCAGUUUGCAUGGCCCUUCUAUCAGCCCGUUGAUGCCAUUAAAUUAAACUUACCGGAUUACCACAAAAUCAUCAAGAACCCGAUGGACAUGGGCACCAUCAAGAAGCGCCUGGAGCACAACUACUACUGGAGUGCCAGUGAAUGCAUGCAGGAUUUCAACACCAUGUUUACCAAUUGUUACAUUUACAACAAGCCAACGGAUGAUAUCGUCCUCAUGGCACAAGCCUUGGAAAAGAUCUUCCUGCAGAAAGUAGCCCAGAUGCCUCAGGAGGAAGUGGAGCUGCUGCCCCCCGUGCCUAAAGGCAAAGCUCGGAAGAUGGCAGCUGGGACCCCCAACCCAGCAGGGACCCAGCACCCAGCAGCCACGGCCGUCUCCUCCGCGUCCCCCCCGGCGCCCUUCCAGAACGUCCUUCCAUCGGUAUCUCAGACGCCCGUAAUUGCCGUCACGCCUGUGCCAACCAUCACUGCGAACGUCACCCCCAUCGCUGCCCCCCCUGCGACACCCGUGCUGCCUCCCCCCCCACCUGCUGCCCCAAUCAUGGCUGUUGUUCCGCCAACACCGCCCAUCGUCAAGAAAAAGGGGGUGAAGCGGAAAGCGGAUACCACCACGCCCACCACGUCGGCCAUCACGGCCAGCCGGAGCGAAUCUCCCCCACAGCUGUUGGACUCAAAGCAGGCCAAAGUGGUGGCUCGGCGGGAAAGCGGUGGCCGGCCCAUCAAACCGCCAAAGAAGGACCUGGAAGACGGGGAGGUGCCCCAGCACGCGGGCAAGAAGGGCAAGCUCUCGGAGCACCUCAAGUACUGCGACAGCAUCCUGAAGGAGAUGCUCUCCAAGAAGCACGCAGCCUACGCCUGGCCCUUCUACAAGCCGGUGGACGCCGAGGCCCUGGAGCUGCACGACUACCAUGACAUCAUCAAGCACCCCAUGGACCUCAGCACCGUCAAAAAAAAAAUGGACAGCCGGGAAUAUCAGGACGCCCAAGGCUUCGCAGCAGACAUCCGGUUAAUGUUCUCCAAUUGUUACAAGUACAAUCCGCCUGACCACGAGGUGGUGGCCAUGGCUAGGAAGCUGCAGGACGUCUUUGAGAUGCGGUUUGCCAAGAUGCCGGACGAGCCUGCCGACCCCCCACCGCCCGCCCUGCCCCCCGCCCCCGUGGUCAGCAAAAGCACGGAGAGCAGCCACAGCAGCGAGGAGGGGAGCUCCUCGGACUCGGACAGCUCGGACUCGGAAGAGGAGCGGGCCACGCGGCUGGCCGAGCUGCAGGAGCAGGACCGUUCCCGAUCAUUGAGGCAGUGCUACAAGGUCAUUGACUCCCGAGACUGGAAUGGAUGGAAUCUGAAGGCCGUCCACGAGCAGCUGGCUGCCCUCUCGCAAGCACCAGUGAACAAGCCAAAGAAGAAGAAGGAGAAGAAAGAGAAAGAGAAGAAAAAGAAAGAGAAGGAGAAGGAGAAGCACAAGGCAAAAGCCGAGGAGGAGAAGAAAGCCAAGGCGGCCCCGCCAGCAAAAGCCCCCCAGCAGAAGAAAGCGCCCGCCAAGAAGGCCAACAGCACAGUUCCCGUUAACAGGCAGCCGAAGAAGGCCGGGAAGCAGGCCUCAGCCACCUUCGACUCGGAGGAGGAGGAAGAGGGCCUCCCCAUGACCUAUGACGAGAAGCGCCAGCUCAGCCUGGACAUCAACCGCCUGCCGGGGGAGAAGCUGGGCCGGGUGGUGCACAUCAUCCAGUCGCGGGAGCCCUCCCUCAGGGACUCCAAUCCCGACGAGAUCGAGAUCGAUUUUGAAACCUUGAAGCCCACCACGUUGCGGGAACUCGAGAGAUACGUCAAGUCUUGCUUGCAGAAAAAGCAGCGGAAGCCAUUUUCCGCGAGUGGGAAGAAGCAGGCCGCCAAGUCCAAGGAGGAGAUGGCUCAGGAGAAGAAGAAGGAGCUGGAGAAGCGCCUGCAGGACGUGAGCGGGCAGCUGAGCAACAACAAGAAGCCGGCCAGGAAAGAAAAAUCGGGCUCCUCAGCGCCGUCCGGCGGUCCGUCUCACCUGAGCAGCAGCAGCAGCUCCGAGUCGGGGAGCACCAGCUCCAGCGGCUCCAGCUCCGACAGCAGCGACUCCGAAUGACCAGGGGGGACCCUCGGCCCGCCCGGACUGGACUCUGUCCCCCGGCUUUAUUUUUCUAACGGUUCCUCUCCCCCCUCGUGACCAAGUCUGCGUCGUUUCCCGCUCCUUUGCAGCCCUUUUCCAGAAGGACUCGGCGUUACAGAGACGUCCUCUUCCCCGCGGAGUUUCCUCCUGCUUCGAUUAGGUCAAGCGCCAGACUAGACUUGGGGGCAAAAUGAUUUGCAUCACUUCAAGUCUCUAAACCCCUUUUUUAAACCCGAGAUGUCGAGAUGCUGAAGGAGAACUCAUCAACAGAGACUCUUCUGCCCGCUCCUGCCGUGGCCGGAGCCUGGAGGCGGGGGGGGCGACUCUGCCCUUCCUGGGGGCUCCUUUGGCCAGGCCUGAGGGCCGAUCCUCUCCGAAGACGAGGAGGGGAGUGGGGGUCCCAGCCUCGGGGAAUGGUACUGCAGUGGGGGGAGGCCAGAGCUCCAAGGCCGGCCGGCCGGCCAGCGUGAAUGUUCUAAUCUUCUGCUGGUCUGCCAACCCCCCCCCCCCCCCCACCCCGGCGGCCCCCCCCCCCCCCUUCUCCACUGAGAUGAAGAUCCUAAUCUUUUUUUAUAGAUAAGAGGGAAAAAGCUCAUGUACUGUGGAUUGUUUUUUAAAGCGUACCUUUUUAGAUAUUUCUUUUACCUUUUUUUAAUCAAUAUAUAGAUUCAUGCUCUGGCUGCGAGAACUUCCUCAGAGGUGGCCGCCCUGCUGAGGGCGGUGGGUGCCCCCGGAGGCUAGCAAGGGGUGGCCCAGCCGCCUCCUUGGCCGGGCC
Pseudonaja textilis is the source of this 3234-nucleotide messenger RNA. The record is from RefSeq and is a predicted model, not a curated record. Lineage: Eukaryota; Metazoa; Chordata; Lepidosauria; Squamata; Elapidae.